UUCUGCUCCAUAUAUGACUGUUGGCAUGACAGGUAUAGCAGGUGGAUCACCCUAUAUGUCUGGAGGUAUAGCAGGCGGAUCUCCCUAUAUGUCUGGAGGUAUAGCAGGCGGAUCUUCCUAUAUGUCUGGAGGUAUAGCAAGUGGAUCGCCCUAUAUGUCUGGGGGAUUGUCAGGUAUGACAGAUGGGUCUCCAUACAUGGCAGGAGGUAUGACUGCUUCUGGAGGAUAUCCAAUGUAUAACAGUUUUAACAUUAACGGUGUUGGGGGACCAUCAUCAAUGGCAUACAGAUCAUUCGGACAAUCUGGCGGAUCCUCAUAUUACCCUUACUCAACUGGAGUGGCUACAGGAAUGGGGAGUUUUCCACAAAUGUCUACUGGUAGUUUCAACAGUUUCGGAGGACCGACUAGCUUUGGACGUGGCAAUGCUGUUGGAUUUAGCCCUGUGAUGCAUCAUAAGAAGAGGGGAGCAUAUUAAAACAUCCCUUCACACGGUCUCAUGAAAAUGUUUCUAUAACAAUUGCUAUCGUUAUGUUAGAUACAGACAGUUCAAUAUAUUAUUGAACAUAUUGUCUGACUUUUCGCAUUGAAAAAACUUCAUACAUUUAUAUAUCAGAUAUUUGAACUUAUGUGUUUGUUUAGAAAAAAGUAUCACACAUAAUUGUUUCCUAUCUUGGUAGAACUGAUACAUAAGUGGUGUGUUUCUAUAUAAUUUGCUGCUUUUAAGUAAUAAAUAAAUUGGAAAAUAUUUCUAUAUGAAUAAUCACUAAUUACUAUCUUCAGCAAAAUGUAUGUGAAGUUUAUCUCCGUGAUGGUGUUGUAUCUAUACAAGUACGGUCUAUGUACAUCAAAGAAACAUAAUACAACCUUUAUAUAUUUGAGAUGUGAGAUAUGUAAAAUCAUUGAACUUCUAGAA
Molecule: messenger RNA, 913 nt
Organism: Mizuhopecten yessoensis (Yesso scallop)
Lineage: Eukaryota; Metazoa; Mollusca; Bivalvia; Pectinida; Pectinidae
Product: glycine-rich cell wall structural protein 2-like
Exons: 2
Coding region: 14-475 (153 amino acids)
Source: RefSeq, a predicted model, not a curated record